UUUAAAUGUGUCCGUUGUGCCUCUGAGUUUUAAUGUUUGUUUUUCGGAGGCGGGUAACGUUAAUUAUUGCUUAGGGUUUGGUGUAGUAUUGUGUGAAGGACGGGAUAUAAAAUUGCUGAGGGUGAGAGCAGAACGUUUAAUCGGCUUCAGCUCCUCCAUUGCGCUGAGCUGCUUUUCCCAUCAUGGCGAGUCUUUCAGCACCGAGAACGGCGUUUAUCCAGGGCCAAGGAGACGAUACAACUUCUAAUGAUGUGGCUUACAGUGUUUGUAGUUUCAAGGCUGCAGACACAAUGAUUCAGCUGUGUGAAAGUCCCAAACCCAAACCUGAUCCGAAAAGGUUGUCAUUUGGAUCUGAAUUCACAGAUCACAUGUUGCUCAUUGAGUGGAGCAGUGAGGGAGGCUGGGAAAAGCCUCGCAUUCAGCCAUUUGGUAACCUGAGCCUCCACCCUGCCUGCUCUGCUUUGCACUAUGCUGUGCAGCUGUUUGAAGGCAUGAAGGCAUACAGGGGGAAGGAUAACAAAGUGCGUCUUUUCAGGCCUUUGCUGAACAUGAAGCGCAUGUUGAAGUCCGCUCAUAGAGCCUGUCUACCACUUUUUGAUGGUGCUGAGUUCUUGGAGUGCAUCAGGAAACUGGUUGAAGUGGAUCAGGACUGGGUCCCUCAGUCAGACUCUGCUAGCCUGUAUAUCCGGCCCACAUUCAUCGGGACUGAGCCCUCACUAGGUGUGAAGAAGUCUUCCCGUGCCUUGCUGUUUGCGAUUCUCAGUCCGGUUGGCUCCUAUUUCAGCACAGGAGGCAAAUCUGUGUCUCUGUGGGCUGACUGCAAAUACAUCAGGGCCUGGAAGGGCGGAACGGGAGACUGCAAAAUGGGAGGGAACUAUGGAGCUUCUAUCUGUGCUCAGUAUGAGGCGAUGGACUACGGCUGUCAGCAAGUGCUCUGGCUGUAUGGGGAUGAUCAUCAGAUCACGGAAGUUGGAACAAUGAAUGUUUUUCUCUACUGGAUGAAUGAAAAUGGAGAGGAAGAACUUGCUACACCUCCUCUUGAUGGGAUUAUAUUACCAGGCAUUACAAGGCAGAGCAUUUUGGAACUUACACGCAAAUGGGGGGAGUUUAAAGUCUCAGAGCGGUACCUGACCAUGGCUGAUCUGCGUCUGGCUCUGGAGGAGAACCGCGUGAAGGAGAUGUUUGGCUCUGGUACAGCAUGUGUGGUCAGUCCAGUCGGGAGAAUUCUGUACCAGGAUGAGAAUCUUCAAAUUCCCUGUGAAGGUAACUGCUCUUCACUCGUCUCAAGACUGCAAAAGGAACUCACAGACAUUCAGUAUGGGCGGACAGACAGUGACUGGGCCUUCUUUGUGUAGAUGGGCAUUGAUGUCAGGACACAAUCCAAACUCCAAAUAAACACACACACUGGCCCUUUUCUUUAUCAAAGUCUGUUUUAAACAAGGGCAGAUUUGAGUGCCCAGAAUGACAUAAACACUACUACAUGUCUGAUUCAUCAUUGUGCUAGAAUCAGCUUCAUGUGCGUGUAACUCAUUUGGCCUUUGUUAACAUCAGUGGCAUUCGACAAACCACAACAGACCCUUAAUUACAUAAAUUACUCUCUAACAUUUACAUUUAUUGCAUUUAGACACUUUAAUUUUUUUUUGUUCUCAUUUACCCUAAAUUGUCUCCUUGGUGUAAUUGAAUUAUCGAGUGAGUGUCUUUGUUCUUGGAAUGGGACCACAACCAUACUGAACUCACUCACUCACUCACUAUCUUAACCACUUAUCCAAUUAGGGUCUUGGGGGUUGGCUAUCACAGCUUUUUAAUGGGCGCAAGGCACACAGUAACACCCUGGACGAGGCACCAGUCCAUCACAGGGCAGAAACACAUACACACACACAUACACCUAUAGGGCAAUUCAGUGUCCCCAAUUAACCUGACUGCAUGUUUUUGGACUGUGGAGGAAACCGAAGUUCCCGGAGGAAACCCACACAGACACGGGGAGAACAUGCAAACUGCACAGAAAGGACCCGGACCGCCCCGGCUGGGGAUCGAACCCAGGACCUUCUUGCUGUGAUCCCCUAGCCACUGAGCUACCACUGCCCUACAGUAUAAUUAAUAUGAAGGUCUUUACAUUUACAAGAAUUAUCAGAAGCUAAACAACUUACAAUUGUGACCCAAUACAACCCAAGCAAAAGUGUUAAGGGUCUUACUCAAGUGUCAACUUGGUAGGGUGGGGUUUAAACCAGUUCAAGUUUAAAUUCCAGUUUGAACCAUUAUUAUUAUUUACACUAAAUUGCCUGCUAGUUGUAAGUGAAUCAUUAAAUGACUGUUAGUCCUGUGAUGGAUGGGUAACCGGAUCAGGGUGUAUUUCCACCACCACCUAACACCACCGUGGCAUGUUCUUCCUCAGACAAAGCCGGUUAUGUCUGUAGGUGCCUGACCAGCCGAUAACAGAGCAGUUACAUUUUUAAUUAAUCUGUUAUGACCGCAUAAGCAUAGAACAGUGGGGGUAAAGAAUGACAAAAUGCAAAGAAACUUUUCCACCUUAUUUACUGUUAUUACACUUGCAGCACAUAAGCCAAAAUACAUUUUUUGAAAUUGACCAAAUCUGCCUAUUUCAAUGUUGAGAUUUGGUUUAUUAUUCAUGUUAUUUGAUGUUGAUGUAAGUGUUUUUGUGGAUAAUAAUAGAAAAUAUUUUAAUGGAACUCUGGGUAAAUCUGGGUUAUUUCUAGGACUAGAAUUAACUAUUGUUGAUGUACAGAUAUGCCACUAAAGAAAUUAAGGACUGAUAAAACUAUUGCUGAAAUUCACAUACACACUGCUGAUAAUCAGAUUUGAUGAUAUGCAGCUUUGAUGAUUAAGGGCCACUGAGUACAUUAUGUGUGUUGAACAGAAAGCUAAAUGCACAAACACCAUCUUCGUUGUACUAUCUCAGUAAAUGCUUAGUAGAUCCAAGUAAUUGUACUGUGUUAGCAAUAAUCCUUUUCCUUCUCUUGUAGUUGCAGUAAUGUGUGAUCUGUGAUCUAUGUCACAUAUGGACCCACUUGGAUACCUCAAUGUUUAAGUCUGUUCAGUUGUAUUAAACGCACAAUGACUUAAUCCUGUAGCAUAAAUUAGUGCACAGUGUGUUAAACCAGCACACACACAGAAUUAAACAGACUUUCAUGAUUAGUUUUGUAAUGAUCAAUGCUAUGUUUUUAAAUUCAGCCUAUAAAACAAAAUAUUUUUCUGUACUUAAAUAUUGUGUUAAUAAUAUGCACAUAUUUAUUAUAAUUUCUAUUGUAUUUUAUAUUGUUCCUAAAUGAAUUAUAUCACGCCACAGAUGUGUUGACUUUUUUGCAUGAUGGUAUGUGAGUCAUUCCAUUUGAAGUGUGCCAUAUGAUUCUGCAAUACACAGACAGGUGACAAAUUAUGUGCCGCUUCAGUGCACCCUGGCAUAGAUUUGUCAAGUCUCUGGAACUGUACAGAAGUGAUUGAACACCAUUCUUUUAACAGAUAUUCCCUCAACUGGUUUUUUAGAUAAUAGUGGUGAAGGGCACUGUCUAACAGGUCCAGAAUCAGUGGGUCAGGUCAGUUACUGAUGUUGCUUGUAAGGACUUGGCUCACAAUUCAUCCCAUAGGCGUUCACUUGGGUUGAGGUACACCCACACCAAAUGUGUUACACUAUACAGCGAAAGUAUGUGGACACCCCUCCUGAUAAAAAAAUAAAAAAGAAAGAAAGAAAGAAAAUUAAAUGUGCACAUGUGUAUACACCAAGGUCUAAGACAUAGUUUAUGUUGUUGGCAAUGAUCUGUUCUUGCUGUUCUGAUCACAUCCUGCAUUUUUGCUUUUUACAUACCACACGAAUACACAAGCAGCAUAGUUAUUAAAUUUGUGCCUUUAACGAUUUCUAAUCCUGUUUACUCAUCUAUUUUUCUUAAAUUUAAUAGUUACUUAUGCUUCAGUUGAAAACCUAGCUAAAUAAGUGACUGAAGCUCCUGCCAUCCAUGCUCCAAUAGUUAAUUGCUGAAUUGUAUCAUGAAGAACACCUGGCUGGAAGCAUUUGCUAUUUUUAUGAUUCUUAUUUAUUUUAUUUCUUCAUAUAAUCUGUAGACUGUGGAACAGGUGUUUAGAUUCAAUUAUACAAAUAUUAAUUGUAUACUUUAACCUGUCUGGCAACAGUUUGGUAAAGGCCCUUUUUUGGUUUAGCAUGACUUUACCCCUGUACACAAAGCAUGUACCAUAAAGACAUGGUUUGCAGAGUUUGGUGUGGAGCAACUCCAUAUUAAAAACACUAACCAGAUCAAUUUAGUUGAUGCUAAAAUGGCACACUACUGAUGAAAUGACUUGUUUCGGUUUGGAGUCGAAGGGGUCAUGUGCAAACACCAUUUCCAGAAAAGUUGGGACAUUUUGUAAAAUGUAAUUAAAAGAAGAAUCUGUGGUUUGUUAAUUAGUGAAAACAAUAGAAAUAUUUUCUUUCUACUUUUAUCAGUAAAAUAAGCAUUCAAGAGAAUUAACAAAUCACAGAUUCUUAUUUCUAUUGCAAUUUACAAAAUGUCCAAACUUUUAUGUAAAUGGUGUUUGUACAAAUACUGUAGAUGCUCUCCCGAGGGCACAGAAAACAGGCUGUAUAUAGUCAUUAUGGGGCAUCAGAUAACAAUUAUGCAUAAACACUGUUUUACUCAUAAUUACAGAGGAAGCUCAGUGCAAUAAAAGCUCCAAAGGGAACAUUAUAAAAAAAGAGCUUUAUAAUGUGUGUUCACAGCACUAAUGUUAUAGAUUUUAAAUCUGCAUCGCCUUGAUGAACAAUUUAGUGAUUAGAAAGCAAAGCACAAAUAGUUUUAGUACGUUAUAUGUUUGGUAAGACUUUAUUUUAAGGAACAUAGAUUAGAGGCUUAUUAAAGUCUUGUUCUUUGCUCAAUAAAGCAUGAAAUUGACAUUUAUAAAUGAUUUAUUCACUAUGCAUUUGCAUUCCCUAAAAUAAAGUGUUACACAGUAGAUGUAUUUGAUGUUGAUGAUCUGAUGGUAAUGUAAUAAAUGUGCUAAUAAAUUGUU
Messenger RNA from Trichomycterus rosablanca, 5016 nucleotides. It is a transcript of the gene bcat1, whose product is annotated as branched chain amino-acid transaminase 1, cytosolic. Gene Ontology annotation, molecular function: branched-chain-amino-acid:2-oxoglutarate transaminase activity. The transcript has 11 exons. Bases 183 to 1355 code for a protein of 390 amino acids. NCBI's taxonomy places the organism in Eukaryota, Metazoa, Chordata, Actinopteri, Siluriformes, Trichomycteridae. Gene Ontology annotation, biological process: L-valine biosynthetic process; L-leucine biosynthetic process. Gene Ontology annotation, cellular component: mitochondrion. The record is from RefSeq and is a predicted model, not a curated record.